Messenger RNA from Prorocentrum cordatum, 5253 nucleotides. Lineage: Eukaryota; Dinophyceae; Prorocentrales; Prorocentraceae. The record is from the annotation of a GenBank genome assembly.
AUGUCCACUGUGAUCGACUACGCGGGAGUCGAUCAAGCUACUGCCGUCAGACCCCACCAUCGCUCUCUGGUAUCCAUGCCCGUAGCUGGUGCGCCCCCAGUGCCGCUCAGUGCCUCGUGCGGGAUGCCAGAGAGGACUUUGUUGGAGCGGUCGGAUGAGCGCAUGCUGUCCGACCCAGAUGACGUCGGGUUGCAGAUGGAGCCAGGUACGUCUCAACAGCUCUACAUGGACGAGGUGCUGCGCAAAGAUCGGUCAGCUUACGUCGGCUUCAUCGCAGACGUCCUAUACGGGCUGGGCCGGGCCCGCGUCGAGCGGCCCGCUGGCGACCAUGACAUAUACCUCGCAGGGGCCGACGUCGAGGAUUAUUUCGGCGGCCUCGAGAACUCCGCCGAGCUCAAGGAUUACUUCUGCUGCCCCAUCCCUGACCUCGGAAGAGUUUGGAAGGGGCUUUGCAGAUUGGCCCUGGGCCGAGGAGCUGCUGUCAAUGGCGCGCCGCUCCGGCCUUCGAGAAGCGCGGCCGAGGGCUGUCACAGGUGGUCCUGGGCUUUCUUCCUGGGGCAGAAGGCGUUGGAUAACCAGAUUUUGGUGGCCCUCGAGGGGCGGCCCCGCGGACAGCUCCGCGAAACCGGGCCGCUCCCUGACGUCCCGGGCGGGGUGAGCGUUCUGCCGCACUGCGACAACCUCAACGUGUACGGCGUAAGCCGCGAGAAGGUGCAGCAGGCCAAGACUUUGGUAGUGGCCCAGCUUCGCCACGUCGGCUUCAGGGUUCACGAGGAGACCGACGCUUCGACCGACCACGAGAGCCUGGGCUGGAAGCUGCACGGCGCCCGCCGGCUGGCCAUGAACAAGCCAGAGCUGGCGGCUCGCCUGCAGCGGGCGGGCGGGCACCUAGAAGGCUGCCGUCGAGUGACUGGUCACACGGUCAGGCGGUGGCUCGGCCGCGCCGUGGAUCCCUUCGCCAUUAUGCGGGAAGGGUCGUCGCGCCUCAGGAGCUGCUGCGGCUUCGUGGAGAAGGUCGGCGGGCAGUGGGCCGAGCCCUGGGCCUCUGUCAGGGAGGAGGCGAGGUGGGUGAGCGUGCUUACUUACCCCUGCGCGGCCGAGCUGUUCCGCGAAUGGCGCCCUGAGUUCCUUUCGCUGGCGCCUGCGAGAGCGGGAUUGGUGUUGCUAGUCGCGCAAUUCCUCAUUGACCUCGACACCGUGAUCCCCGUGGGCCCAGGGGGCGAGUUGGAGAUGUUCGAGGGGAACCAUAAAUUCCAGAAGGGCGCCGCCCCGCCUGGCGCCAGCAGCGGGAGCCGCCCGGCCUUGGCGCUAACGCGGCGCAACCAGGGCGCGGGCCCCGCGGUCCACAGGGGCCUCCGCAGGGCGCAGCCGCCAGCGCGGCCAGCAAGCCAGGACUUCGUGCAGUCGAUGGGGGCGUGCACGCUGGACACCGUGCAGAAUGCAGACUCUGCCAUGGUGGACUUCGCGGAGUUCUUGUUCAUGGAGGGGUUCGAGGUCGCGGACAUUUGGAAGGCCCUGGGCAGCAAGAUCGCGCGCUUCGCCUGGAUCACGAUGUUCACCGGCUACUUCCGGCCAGCAGACCUUCAUGCGCCGCGGGGCGAGGAUUUGGCGGCCCGCGCGGGGUCCAGCCAGUGGCGGGCCCUCGAACUGCACCCGGCUGGGCGAGGCGACGAGUCGAAGGUCGGCUUGAGCGACGAGAGCUUGUUGCUGGACGCGCCGCGCCGCCCAGGCGCAGGCGCGGCGUUGGCCGCGCUGGCGAAGGACCGCGAGGGCGAGAAGCUUUUCGACAUCCCGCCGGCGGAGCUGCCGAGGCUGUGGAACCUCUCCCUCGUCGGCGUCGGGCCCCCCGCCUGGCAGGAGCGCGCGCAGUGCCGGCUGCGCCGCGGCGGACCCAGCGACGACCGCCUUACGAAGGCCCCAGGCGUGAAGGAGGUGAGGCGGAGGGGUCGCUGGGCCAGCGCCAAGUCUGUCAAGAGAUGUGAGGCCAGCGCGCGGGUGCAACAGGAGAUGAAGAGGCUUCCUGCCGCUGUGCGCGCCUGCGUCGACCGGGCGGCCACUGCUUUGCCAGCGUUGGUUGAGUCGCGGGCUUCGAGUACACUGCUGUUCGCGUGCGCGGAACUGCGAGCUGGACGAAUCCAGCUGCCGGCCGCCGCGAAGCACGGCGGGCCGGGCCUCGGCAUUCUCAUCGCCCUCGAGGCCUCAUUCUAUUGCUUUGGCUGGACCGCGAGCCUGAACGGAGCAUACACCUCAGAGGGCAUCUUAGUGGUUGUCAUCCUCGCUCUCGGCGCGGCGUUGCUCUUCAUAUCAGGGUGCUGCUGCGGAGUGGUGUCCUCCGCCUUCUUCCAGAUCAUCUGGCUUCAGCUGCCUGGAUUCUUCGAGAAGAGAGUGUUCGUGAAGUACGUGGGUCAUCCUAUAUGGCACGAAAGACUUUUACUGGAGAAGGUGGGAGAUUCGGCGACUGACUGGAUCAUCGCCACCCCCGACAGCGAUGUGUAUAUGGAGGACUUCAGCCGACACAACGAGGACAUCGAGGGCUUCCGUCUGUCCGACCGUCGUGGCGGAGGUCCCCACGGCAUCGACCCGCAGGAUGUCUACCGGUUCCGCCAGGAGCCAGAGGGAGCCCACCUGCAGGGCCUUCGAGAUGAGGCCAGGCUGUUGGCGCGCUCCGAGGCUGCUCGCGGUGGAGGUGCUCCCGCAGGCAAUGCCGACCUAUGGUAUGCUAUCGAGGAGGCGCCAGGCAUUCAGACGGGCAGCGUCGUUCGCCUCACUGAGGAGGCAGUCAUCAGCGGCGACAGGGUGAUCCACUUCUAUGUCCAUGACGGCGUGGAGAAGAGGGUUUUCUGCGUCAGAUGCCCAGCUGCUGAUCUGGCCGAUGUAAAGAAGAAGUUCCGCAUCGAGACGGACGACGACGGCGACGCGCGGACCCUGCCCAUCAAGAGCGUGGCGGGCCAGCGCAAGCGGGACUUCAGCGACGCGGUCGAGAAGAUGGAGCUCGUGAGUUUCUCGGACUGGGAGACGCACAUCCCAGGCCCGAGGACGACUCGCUGGUGCCUGGACUUCCUACGACGGAGGAACGGGCCGCUGGCACACCACGAGUGGUGGAAGUCCACGGCCAAGCUGAACAGCGACGACUACGGUGUCUCGUUCCACGAGGCUGUGCUGCGUGCCGUGCAAACAGGCGCGGAGUACGAUCAGCUGGACCUGGUCAACUUGGCAUCGAUGGAGCACUUGCUGCGCUCGGCCCAGCUGAUCGAGAGGCUGACUCUGCUCUUGGGCCUUCGCAGCUUCGAGGGUGCCGAGCUGUCCAGCGACGCUUCAGGAGAAGGGAGCACGUCGGUGAGAAGGUUGCUGCCCUGGGUCGUGCACUUGCGGAGCUCGAGCGAGGUGAUGGCCUUCCUGAGCCGGCUGAGGGCCGCGGGGCUCGUCGAGUUCAGUUUAACGGAUGGAGUCCGAACGGGGAUCUUUGCGGUUUGGAAGUCGGACGGGGUGAAGCAACGCCUCAUCCUGGACGCUCGGAUUUCCAAUUGUAGUUUUGAGGUCCCCGAGUCGCCCGACCUCCCCACGGCUAACGCUUUCUCGAGGAGGUAUUUCACCAUGGAGCCCCUCAGUGCCAAGGACUUGCAGAUCUCGGAGGGGACUGGACGUCAGCUUUCUUGGCUCGUCGGACAUUUUGUCUCCAUGGCGCUGGUGAAAAGAGAACCCCUUUGCUGCCUCAACGCGGUCUACGCUUUCGUGGCUAAGCACCCCGAGGACUCUGCUCCGUUCUGGCCGUCGGUCGUUAGGGAGCUCCGCUGGAUCCAGUCUUUGUUACCCCUCCUCGUCCAUGAUCUGGCCAAGCCUUUCAGUCCCAGGGUCCUGGCAUGUGACGCCUCGAUGUGGGGAAAAGGGGUCGCUCACAAGUCCCUCUCCGUGGGGGCGAUUCGGGACCUCUCGCAGUACUCGGAGCGCUGGCGUUAUCACGGGACCUCGGGAUCUGCCAGGACGGGGGCGCUGGAGGAGGCUCUCGGCGGGGCGCUGCCUUCAGGUGAGUUCUUGGAGCUGAGCUUCGCCGACGAGGGGCUCGCCUCGUGCGACCUGUCCGGCAAUUUUGUGCAGUGGCCCUCAGAGCUGAUGUUACGGCGGAUCUCAGCGCGGAAGCGCCGGGCCGCUGCGCAGCCCAGCAGGACGGCCAGCGAGACCAGCAAGUCGCACCCCGACGCGGAGGAGCGCAAGAAGGCCAGGCGCUCCCUGCAUGCCCUCGAGAGGAGGAGUCUCCAGGCCGUGGGCCGGUCCUUCCUCGAGCAGGGGAGUGUCUCUCGGGCAGUGCAGCAGCAGUACAAGGCAGCGCUCGACCGCUUCGUGAAGGAUCAGAGUAUCAGGGACCUCUACGCGCUGGCCCGCACGCCCAAGGCGCUGGACCAGAAGCUGAAGUGCCACCUCGACGACCUCUACUUCGAGGGGGAGCUGAGUGGCGUAGCGAACAUUCUAGUGGCGACUAUCCGGUGGAAGUUCCCACAGUUUGGUCGCCAGGGGGGCCAGUCCUUGCCCGAGACUGCCCGAGCGCUGCUGGGCUUCAGCAAGCUCUCUCCGGCGGCCUCUCGGCUGCCGAUCCCAGCGACGGUGGUCUUCGGCCUGGCAAUGGUGCUGUGCUCGCUGGGCUUCACCCUCGCCGCCUUCGGGAGCCUCCUGGCCUUCCACCUCUACCUCAGGCCGUCGGAGUUGAUGCGCACGAAGUGGAGGCAUUGGUCCCCGCCGUGCGGGGCAGGCCGCGGAGGGACCGACGGGUGGUGUCUGACGUUGCACCCUCGAGAGGACGGCGUCCAGUCCAAGGCAGAGGAGUUCGACGAGAACAUAUCGAUCGACGCAGACGGCCAUCUCAGUUUCCUCAAUCAGGUGACGUCGGUAAUGCAUGCCAAGGCGAAGCGGGAGGCCCGCCUCGACGAGCUGGUGGUGGGCGACCUCGGCGGCCGCUCGUUCCUCAUGGUCUUCAAGAUGGCGGGCGAGCGGCUUGGUCUUCCCAAGCCGCCAGUGGCGCACCAGCUCCGCCACGCAGGUCCGAGCUACGACCUGGCCCAGCGGAUCCGCCGCCUGGCCGAGGUCAAGGCUCGUGGCCGCUGGUCGGCGGACUCUUCCGUCAGGCGCUACGGCAAGCAGAACCGCAUCAACGAGCAGAUCGCCGCGCUGCCUGUCGCGGCGCGGGCCUUCUGCGACGACGCCUGGAAGAAAACCGGAAAUGUCCUCUUGAAGCGUUCGAAUCCCUUAGAGCUGCCGUGA